This is a messenger RNA of Doryrhamphus excisus (bluestripe pipefish), 5482 nucleotides long. The record is from RefSeq and is a predicted model, not a curated record. NCBI's taxonomy places the organism in Eukaryota, Metazoa, Chordata, Actinopteri, Syngnathiformes, Syngnathidae.
GGUCAGCACACCAACACGGCGAGGGAAACAACACUGAGCUUUAAAGGCACAUCACCAAAGCCGCAGAGAGGCACGAGCUUCUUUCCGUUCCAGAUACUCCCAUAGCGUAGCGCAGCCUAGCGUGGCACAUUUCGACUAGAAGACAAGCCAAGAGAGUAGAAGUACAAACAGGAAUAUUCCCCCCCCAUCGCUCGCUUCAGCUGCCCGUCAACAAUGAGAGAGGAGGUGGACGGUCCCGACCUUUCAACAUCUUCAGAGCAGCAGAUUCCACAUUUUCUCCAAGACGUCGUCUUCCACGGCAAGUUUGAGCUGCUAAAGGCUCAAACUCCAACGGAAAACACCCACGGUCAGAGUGGCCUCUACUUCCAAGAUGGCCAGCGCCACGUGGACUAUGUCCUCGCCUACGCUGUGAAGAAGUCGUCUGGCGGACGUUCCAUUCGCCACACGACACAUUUGUUCACCGAAAAUGUCGUUGCCCGCAGCCUGCGACGCAGCCAUCACCCUCAGAAAUCUGCCGCCAAAAACCCAUCGCCUUCGCCGACUCCUGCGCUAUCCCACGCGGAGCUUCACUGCCCAGGAGAGACCUUCAACGCCCAGGAGGAUCAGAAAGCUUUCAGGAGGGAGGAGUUUGAGGGGAAACUCAGCGAUAUGGGCCUCCAGUUGGAGAUCGAUGAAGAUACCAAAAUUCCAGGGGUGGGCUUUGUGAAGAUCCAUGCUCCGUGGAAUGUUCUCUGUCGAGAAGCGGAGUUCAUGAAGCUAAAGAUGCCCACCAAAAGGGUGUAUGAAGUGAAGAAGUCAAGCGGUGUUAUAGAGAAGAUCAGCUUACUAGUCAGUAAAGUUGUGGAGCCUCUUCAUCCGCAUGUUGAGGGACGCCAACCAAGGAACAUCAAACACCUGUCCCACACCUUCUCCAGGGAGAAGCAGCACCUGUUUGACCUUUCAGACAAGGAUUCCUUCUUUGACAGUAAAACCAGGAGUUCAAUAGUUUAUGAAAUACUAAAAAGGACUAAAUGCAAGGCCAAGUACAGCAUGGGUAUCACCAGUCUCCUGGGUAGUGGUGUCUAUACAGCUGCUUACCCGCUUCAUGACGGCGAUAUCGAUGAAGAGAGCGCAGAGCCUAACGACAGAAAACUUUUGUACGAGGAGUGGGCAAAUUACGGCGUCUUCUACAAAUACCAGCCCAUCGGACUUGUACGGAAGUACUUUGGGGAGAAGAUCGGACUGUACUUCGCUUGGCUGGGACUCUACACUCAGAUGCUGAUUCCUGCUUCCCUGGUGGGCGUCAUCGUGUUUCUUUAUGGAUGCGCAACGGUUGAUGACAACAUACCAAGCAUGGAGAUAUGCCACCCGAGGAACAACAUCACCAUGUGCCCCAUGUGUGAUAAAGUCUGCAGCUACUGGAGGCUGAGUUCUGCCUGUGGAACUGCAAGAGCCAGUCACUUGUUCGACAACCCAGCUACUGUUUUCUUCUCCAUAUUCAUGGCUCUUUGGGCGGCCAUGUUCAUGGAACAUUGGAAGAGGAGACAAAUGAGACUGAAUUAUGAAUGGGACCUGACCGGGUUUGAAGACGAUGAGGAAGCGCUCAAGGACCACCCCAGGGCGGAAUAUGAAUUCCAAGUCAUGCAGAAAUCUCUGAGCAGACAUCACAAGACACCGUACAAGAUGGAAAAACUGACAUGUCAAGAUCGCCUCCCUGCCUACAUGACUAAUAUUGUCACAAUGUUGUUAAUGAUCGGUGUAACAUUUGCCAUUGUGUUUGGUGUCAUUCUCUACCGGAUCUCCACAAAAGCUGCUCUACAUAUGAGCUCCAAUCCAAUGACACGAAACCACGUACAGCUUACUGUCAAAACCACGGCAGCCAUUAUCAACCUUGUGGUCAUCCUCAUACUGGACGAAGUGUAUGGUGCGGUGGCGCGAUGGCUCACGGUUUUAGAGGUUCCAAAAACGGACAAGAAUUUUGAGGAGAGACUCAUCUUCAAGACAUUCAUUCUGAAGUUUGUUAAUGCUUUCACUCCAAUCAUCUACAUCGCUUUCUUCAGGGGAAGACUUGUAGGCCGACCAGGCAGCUACUUAUACGUGUUUGAAUCCUACCGAAUGGAAGAGUGUACUCAUGGAGGCUGUCUGAUGGAAUUGUGUAUUCAGCUGAGUAUCACCAUGUUGGGAAAGCAGCUCAUUCAGAACAACCUUUUUGAGAUCGGAGUACCCAAGCUAAAGAAGUUCAUUCGCUACAUCCAAUCCAAACAAGGGACUUUUCAAGAGGAAGAAAGACAGAAGAAGCUGCAGAGAUAUGAAACCGACCAUUUCCUGGAGCCAUUUUCGGGGUUAACGCCUGAAUAUAUGGAAAUGAUUAUCCAGUUCGGUUUCGUCACAUUAUUCGUGGCAUCCUUCCCCCUGGCUCCAUUAUUCGCUCUGCUCAACAACAUCAUUGAAAUCCGACUUGAUGCCAAGAAGUUUGUGACAGAGUUGCGGAGGCCAGUAACAGCCAGAGCCAAAGACAUCGGUAUUUGGUACAACAUCCUAAGAGGCGUUGCCAAAGUGGCGGUCAUUAUCAAUGCAUUUGUCAUCUCCUUCACCUCAGACUUCAUUCCUCGGAUGGUCUACCAGUACAUGUACAGCCCUGACGGCACCAUGCAUGGAUUUGUCAACCACACUCUCUCCUAUUUUAAUGUCAGCCACUUCCAGGAUGGGAAAGAGCCCAUGGAUCCCGUGCAACUUGGCUUUGCCGUUGAGAUAUGCAGGUACAAAGACUACAGAGAACCCCCUUGGUCGACAACUCCAUACGAGAUCUCCAAGGAAUUUUGGGCAGUACUCGCUAUUCGGCUUGCCUUUGUAAUAGUUUUUCAGAAUGUCGUCAUGCUGAUGAAUGACCUCGUGGACUGGCUGAUCCCGGACAUCCCCAAAGACAUCAGCCUGCAGAUCCACAAGGAGAAGAUUUUAUUGGUAGAUCUCUUUAUGAGGGAAGAGCAGGUAAAGAGCAUCCACUUGGAGAGCAGGGCCUCCGCAGCGAACAAGCGCAGCACGAUUAACAACACGCCGGCCCGGCCGCGCUCCGAUUCGCAGGCCCACGGCUAUCAGGAUGAGCCAUGAAACGAAGGGGCUUGAAUAGAAGCCAACCUUCACUUUUUCCAAACAUUCCAACGACUGAUAAGGCAGCUGGCCGAUGUGUGUGAUCGUCAUGGUAACUGGCAGGCGUCCUAUUUAACUGCAAUGUUGACGAUGUAAUGUCUGCAUUUGCUGCAUGCAUGCAUAUGUAUUACUCGCCGUGUAUGCAAACAUCUGUCAAUGGAAUUUGAGCGACGUUAUCAACAAAUAUGGCUGAAGACCAGUGACGUGCGGUGAUGUUCAUGGCUGGUGAGGCGCGGACUCCUUUGGCGAGUUUUAUUUUUUACAUUAAUACAGGUUGCUCAUUAAGAGCAUAACAGCCAAAAAAAAGUCUGAUCACCUUCUAGUGAGCCUGGACAUAUAAUAUUUCAUCUUCAGGAGGUUUGCCACCAGCUGCUUAUAAUUAUCUGCUUUGUCGUUUCCAAGAAACGUUGAUGAAAAAGUCAAUUUCUGUUACCGUUCAUGAAAUUUCUCUACAUGCAUGCAUUUUAUCCACUUUCCAAGAGAGAUAAAAACUAAAUAUUUUAUGUAAAAACUAUGGACAUAUUAAUAUGAAUGUAUUGGAAUGUGCAGACAGGCUUUCGGAUAGAACUGCUUGCUUGUAGAUGUACUGUACUUUCUGAUAAACUACAGUUUUUGCAUUAUUUUGACAUUAUUAUCAUUUUGGAAACUAUAGCCAAUUUGCACGUCUGAUUUUUUCUUAAUUAGUGACCUAUACCAAAUGAAAAAUGUUCCGGAAAAUUUGCAAAUGACAUCAUUUUGACUUAAGAGAAUGUUAAAAAAUGAUUGAAAUCAUCAAAUAAAUACAUUUAUGGUAUAGUUCAAUGGUUGGUGUCAAUUCCCUGACCAAACUUCACUGGUCUUUAAUUGCGGUUCUCAAACUUUUUGACAUUGAGGCCAUAUUUCAUCAGUGCAGAGUGGCCCGGGGCCCAUUAAAUAUUAAUAAUUGAUCUCAUUAAUUUGUUUUCAAUCAUAAAUCAAAUCCACUCACAGUUUAGCUAACAAGCUAAAACCUGAAUAAGCCUGAAUCUUAACUUUUGCUAAUAAUUCAUGGAACAAAUCAAGCAAGAAACAAUGUAAAGGCUUAAGUCAGGCUUAUUAAUUAAAAAAAGAACAAUAUUUAGAUUUAACUUUUAGCAGAAAAGUAGUCAGAAUAAAAAUCAAUGAAAUUAAUCAAUCAAUAAAAAAACGGUAGGCUCACGGCUCUGCCUUAGCUUCCUCCAUUUCCAAAACCGUACGUGAUGAAGUCAGGAUUGUACUUACGUAAAAGUAAAUAAUAAAAAUAAUAAAAAUAAAAUAAAAAUAGUCUUUUGGCGAGGACUGGCACCACUUUUGUCUUCAUUUUUCCGUUUUCUUUGCUAGUUGUAGUUGAAUGUCUUCGUCUGAUUUUCUCUGAGCUUGUUAAAACAACAUACUGACACAUUACCGCCACCAUUUGGUCGGAAGCUGCACUGCAACUGAGCGUCUAAUGGAUAACAUACGUAUAUUAGCAUAGCGGCUAGCCUGCCUCUGGUGUCUUCAGUUUAUAACGUACUGCGCAAGUGCCACGCCCCUCACGGCCCACUGGUGCAACACUCAAAGUGACCUAUAGGUGUCGCUUGAGACCCAAGUUUGGGCAGCGGUUAAGAAUCACUGCUUUAAAUGAUUCUGAGUCGGAGGCAAAACUGUUUUAAUUUAUUAUGACUCUUCGAUAAAAACUGUUUUAAAUUCAGUAUGAAGAUAUUUGUGAACCACUACUUGAGUCUUACACCAUGCUUCUCAAAACAAAAUAAAUCUAAAUUUAAAAGUGUUUUCACGAUCUAAAAGGUCUACAAAGAUAUUAUAUGUUGGUUGGAAAGAAACAUGUAGAUUUUGGAACUCUGGAUUUCAUUUUCUUCUAAUGAUAAAAAAUUGAAAUUGGAAUCAAAAUUCCCUUUAAGAAGAUGCAUAAAGUAGACAAAAUAACUCACACAUCAGGACACAAGAUGAUAUCAUUAUGCAUGUUCAGAAGUGACAUUUCUGGAGUGUGUUUGGUUGUGUCCUUAAACGCAGCGUCUAAGAUGAAUGAGUGACAUGCCACAAAAUUUAAAUUGUAUGAUUUCUUCCAUUAAAUUAUAUUAAUUUAUUCCCAGCGGUCUAUUUUUUCAUUCCGUAGCAUGUUUCUUGGCUUUAGUGCUUCUAACAGUGGACGUGUGGAAGAUUAAAAAAAAACAAUCUUUAUCUUUUUCCUAUCUUCAUCUUUAUAUGUGUUACCAUUUCAAUUUGCCCUUCAAAAUCAGGAGUGCUGGCCCCUGUCAUAUGCACAUUGUUAGCAACAAAGCUGAUUUUCUUUAGUCAAUCAGACUUCUUAUUCGGCUCUCAAGGCCAGCUUGCAGGCCCCCAGUCCUGAUUGGUUGACCAG